AGCUUCCUUGCCAUUUCCUUUCGUCUCAGUCUUUUGUCUCAGUCUUAUGAAAGUAGAGCUCUAGUAGGGACAUACUUUGCGAAGAUUUACCUAGAAGUACAGAAGAUUGGCAAUGAUGGCUUCUACAACUUCACCAGCAGCAGCCGAUAGUCCGGCUUGCGGCACUCCGACGGACAUUUGCAAUGUCGACCUGACCACCCUGCGCCACCGACUGCACGUUUGCGCUCUGUCGGUGUCGGCACGUGAACUACAGCCUUGGAAAGUGGCUUUGAAAAAUGUGAUGCUGAAGCGAUCCAAAGUAAAUCCAGUAACCGACGACACACGUGCUAGUGCUAGCGGUACUGAGGGAACAAGUAAGCCGAGCAGCGGUCGAAAGUUGCUUCUCCUUGAUGCGGCAAAUGCACAGGAAUUAAGGGAAAAAUUUCUCGAGCAUGCUUCUGGAGUCGGGAAUUCAUCUGGUCAACAAGAACAGCUGGCCUUUUUUCAAGCAAUGGCGAAUAGGAUUGGAUCAACAGGAUCAACAGUAGAAGGGGUGCAGAACACGGCUGCAGAUACAUCGUCAACCGUUUCUUUGCUGAUUUCUGAUCCGAUCUGUUUUUUCGAUGAGGCAGAGCAUCAGCUCUUGCGAAACAUGACGACACAGCAGAGCCAGGGAGCGAAGAAAGCAAAAAAACAAGAGAAACAAGGACAUGCUGCUGCUAGCACUAAGGAAGGAAACAACAAGACAACUCCAGAAUCAAAGCUACAAGAACAAGUAGUUUCUUUGCACCAUGUUGCCUUUGACGUGACCUAUGCCCAACUUAGCAGUGACGAAGCCUUGCGCAUGGUCCUCCCUACUGGCACAGUGAUUCCAUCCGCUUUUGAGACCGUGGGCCACUUGGCGCACUUGAAUUUGCGCGACGAACUGUGGCCUUACCGUCGCACCAUUGGUCAAGUAGUCCUCGAGAAGAAUCCCAGUUUACGAGCUGUGUAUACGAAAGUGGGCUCCUUGAAAAACGAGUUUCGCACCUUUGAGAUGGAGUUACUUGCUGGUGUGGACGACACUCUUUGCUUGGUGAAGGAAGAAGGUUUGGUGCUCAAAUUGGAUUUUCAAAAAGUGUACUGGAAUUCACGCUUGUCGCAGGAGAGGAAGCGCUUGUUGGAACGCGUAUUGGAGAAGCCGACGGUCGAAAUCAAGGCGAAUCAUGAUGAAAUCAAGGCUGCUGAGGAAGCCAAGAAGUCAAAAAAUUCUACAUCACCGUCUUCGCGCAAGAGACCUAGAGACGUAUCCCCAGAGAACGAAGCAGGCGAUAUUUCGAAUGUGACAAUCACCACAGCUUCUACGAGUGGAAACAGUCCUCUUCACUCAGCGGACGUUGAAGAUGCGGCAAUCAUCGUGGAUCGCGCAGAAACGACCGCAACCACCCAGUCGGUUGACGGUGGGAACAACAUUCUGGUCGACAUGUUUGCAGGCAUUGGAGCUUUCAGUAUUUUAGCGGCACGAGCAGGCUUAAGGGUUAUUGCCAAUGAUUUGAACCCGGAGUCGGUAAAGUGGAUGCGAGUAAAUGCGGCAAGCAACUUGUCAACCACGACGAAGCAAGGGACAAUGAACUCGCAUCCAUUUCUAAGUGCGAAUGUGGAUGCUCGUGAUUUCGUACGAAACCUGGCAAGAGAGGAUGUGAAGGCUUGCCUUGCUGGGGCUUCCGCUUCUUCUUCCGCUUCUUUUUCCGUUGCUGCUGAGACAACAACUGAAACAGAAACGAGCAGGAAGUGCAAAAUGGAAUUGCAAGAUGUCGAUGGAAAAGACGUUUCACAAUCAUAUGGCAAGCCGCGUCACGCACAAGGUGUUUUCUUACAACAACAUUCAUCAGGUAGUGGGGCCUGUUCUUCUGCUGUCCACGUGGUGAUGAACCUCCCAGAGUUAGCUGUGGACUUCCUCGAUGUUUUUGUGAAUCUUUUCGCACAAGAACAACGACAGCUCAAAACAACUUCUUCCGAUUCCCAUCCCCAAGAACAACAGCACAAACAGCAACAACAACAACCGCUCAACCUGAGACCAAUUAUCAUCCAUUGUCAUUGCUUUGCGGUCAAAACAGAGGGCUUCGAACAGGGAAUCCGAGACCGCGUCUGUGCUGUCUUUGAGAAAGCAGGAGCUCGUGCGGAGGUGGCACGUGGGUGUGUAGAUGCUCUGACGAUUCGAGAAGUCAGAAAUGUAGCGCCAAAAAAGAACAUGUACUGCAUUGAAGGCGCGUUGUCUAAAGCCCUGUUGACAAAAGCUGACUGAAGACUUUGCAUGGCCCUAUUGUCUUAGCAACUUCUUACCCUGCCUUUUCUUCUGUAAAACGACAAGAACUGUCUGACCCUGCUCCUACGAAAUCUGAAGUAAGCUUCUUAUCCUG
Messenger RNA from Amoebophrya sp. A25, 2378 nucleotides. Lineage: Eukaryota; Dinophyceae; Syndiniales; Amoebophryaceae. The record is from the annotation of a GenBank genome assembly.